CAACCCUGUCCGGUAGGCAAUCGCCGCUCCCACCUUCCGCCGCCGCUUUGAGUGAAGCCGGAACGACGGGGGUCACGGCGGGGGUCAGAGGGUAAAGGUCUUGCUCCCAGCAGCCUCCGCGGUGGAUACGUCGCCAUCUUGGAUCCGCGGGACAAGAAAAUUCAUGCGAGGGAGAACUGGUGGGCGGUCCUUCCUGUGACACGACCCUUGAGUGACAGUUCUAUUUGAUUGCCUCCAGUACUGUGAGGAAAGGACACGACUCUAUGGUGAGGACUGAUGGACAUACAUUAUCUGAGAAAAGAAACUACCAGCCUCCAGCUCUGAGCUUUCCAAUUCCCAGAGUAGCAAAUGUUGAAAGAAGUUGCACAGGUGACAAACAGCAUGUUUGGUGCUUCAAGAAAGAAGUUUGUAGAGGGGGUCGACAGUGACUACCAUGAUGAAAACAUGUACUACAGCCAGUCUUCUAUGUUUCCACAUCGGUCAGAAAAAGAUAUGCUGGCAUCACCAUCUACAUCAGGUCAGCUGUCUCAGUUUGGGGCAAGUUUAUACGGGCAACAAAGUGCACUAGGCCUUCCAAUGAGGGGGAUGAGCAACAAUACCCCUCAGUUAAAUCGCAGCUUAUCACAAGGCACUCAGUUACCGAGCCACGUCACGCCAACAACAGGGGUACCAACAAUGUCACUUCACACGCCUCCAUCUCCAAGCAGGGGUAUUUUGCCUAUGAAUCCUAGGAAUAUGAUGAACCACUCCCAGGUUGGUCAGGGCAUUGGAAUUCCUAGCAGGACAAAUAGCAUGAGCAGUUCAGGGUUAGGUAGCCCCAACAGAAGCUCGCCAAGCAUAAUAUGUAUGCCAAAGCAGCAGCCUUCUCGACAGCCUUUUACUGUGAACAGUAUGUCUGGAUUUGGAAUGAACAGGAAUCAGGCAUUUGGAAUGAAUAACUCCUUAUCAAGUAACAUUUUUAAUGGAACAGAUGGAAGUGAAAAUGUGACAGGAUUGGACCUUUCAGAUUUUCCAGCAUUAGCAGACCGAAACAGAAGAGAAGGAAGUGGUAACCCAACUCCAUUAAUAAACCCCUUGGCUGGAAGAGCUCCUUAUGUUGGAAUGGUAACAAAACCAGCAAAUGAGCAAUCCCAGGACUUCUCAAUACACAAUGAAGAUUUUCCAGCAUUACCUGGUUCCAGCUAUAAAGAUCCAACGUCAAGUAAUGAUGACAGUAAAUCUAAUUUGAAUACAUCUGGCAAGACGACUUCAAGUACAGAUGGACCCAAAUUCCCUGGAGAUAAAAGUUCAACAACACAAAAUAAUAACCAGCAGAAAAAAGGGAUCCAGGUGUUGCCUGAUGGUCGGGUUACUAACAUUCCUCAAGGGAUGGUGACGGACCAAUUUGGAAUGAUUGGCCUGUUAACAUUUAUCAGGGCAGCAGAGACAGACCCAGGAAUGGUACACCUUGCGUUAGGAAGUGACUUAACAACAUUAGGCCUCAAUCUGAACUCUCCUGAAAAUCUGUACCCCAAAUUUGCAUCACCCUGGGCAUCUUCACCUUGUCGACCUCAAGACAUAGACUUCCAUGUUCCAUCAGAGUACUUAACGAACAUUCACAUUAGGGAUAAGCUGGCUGCAAUAAAACUUGGCCGAUAUGGAGAAGACCUUCUCUUCUAUCUCUAUUACAUGAAUGGAGGAGACGUAUUACAACUUUUAGCUGCAGUAGAGCUUUUUAACCGUGAUUGGAGAUACCACAAAGAAGAACGAGUAUGGAUUACCAGAGCACCAGGCAUGGAGCCAACAAUGAAAACCAACACAUAUGAGAGGGGAACAUAUUACUUCUUUGACUGUCUUAACUGGAGGAAAGUCGCUAAGGAGUUUCAUCUGGAAUACGACAAAUUAGAAGAACGGCCUCACCUGCCAUCCACCUUCAACUACAACCCUGCUCAGCAAGCCUUCUAAACAAAGACUUCCCUUUUCUUGGGGUAUGGCUGUCUCAGCACAAUACUCGACAUAACUGCAGAACUGAUGUGGCUCAGGCACCCUGGUUUUAAUUCCUUGAGGAUCUGGCAAUUGGCUUAUGCAAAGGGUCACCAUUUGAGGUCCUGCCUUACUAAUUAUGUGCUGCCCAACAACUAAAUUUGUUAUUUGUUUUUCUCUAGUUCGAGCAGGGUCUGAAUUUUUUUCAUUUAUUUUCUUUUUUGCCAGCAGACAGACUUGGGUCUGUAAAGACAAGCAAGUACACUGACAGAAGUUUACCAUUUAGUUUCUAAAAUGUAAAAAAAGAAAACCCACAAAAGACUCCACAAAAUUAGACCACAAAAUUUGCAUUGUUCAUUGUAGCACUAUUGGUAAUAAAAUAACAAAUGUUUGUGCAUUUUUAUGUGAAGAUCCUUCUCGUAUUUCAUUUGGAAAGAUGAGCAAGGUCUGCUUCCUUCAUUUUACUUCCCCUUCUGUUUUUGAAAGGCAGUUUCGCCAAGCUUAAUGCAAGAAUAUCUGACUGUUGAGAAGAAAGAUAUUGCCACAAUCUCUGGAUGGUUUCCAGGGUUGUGUUAUUACUGAGCUUCAUCUUUCCAGAAUGAGCAAAACACUGUCCAGUCUUUGUUACGAUUUUGUAAUAAAUGUGUACAUUUUUUUUAAAUUUUUGGACAUCACAUGAAUAAAGGUAUGUAUGUACGAAUGUGUAUAUAUUAUAUAUAUGACAUCUAUUUUGGAAAAUGUUUGCCCUGCUGUACCUCAUUUUUAGGAGGUGUGCAUGGAUGCAAUAUAUGAAAAUGGGACAUUCUGGAACUGCUGGUCAGGGGACUUUGUCGCCCUGUGCACUAAAGGGCCAGAUUUUCAGCAGCCAAGGACAUCCAUACCCAAGUGAAUGUGAUGGGACUUAACGAAGUGAACUGAGACAAUUCACUCUGGCUGUUUGAACAGCAGCGUUUCAUAGGAAGAGAAAAAAAAAAGAUCAAUCUUGUAUUUUCUGACCACAUAAAGGCUUCUUCUCUUUGUAAUAAAGUAGAAAAGCUCUCCUCACUGCA
Molecule: messenger RNA, 3011 nt
Organism: Suricata suricatta (meerkat)
Lineage: Eukaryota; Metazoa; Chordata; Mammalia; Carnivora; Herpestidae
Gene: CNOT2
Product: CCR4-NOT transcription complex subunit 2
Exons: 17
Coding region: 349-1944 (531 amino acids)
Biological process (GO): regulation of stem cell population maintenance; nuclear-transcribed mRNA poly(A) tail shortening; regulation of DNA-templated transcription
Cellular component (GO): CCR4-NOT core complex; P-body
Source: RefSeq, a predicted model, not a curated record